AUGGAUAAACUAUCGAAUUCAUUUUUACUCCUCGAGUUAGACUGUGAAGAUUCUAAGGGGGAAAGUUCAGUUGCCGGUAGAGGAACAUGGGACCAUUCGAAAGAUGAAAUUGUGCCUGCAAAUGGUAGUGAUGAUCAACAAACCAGUGAAACGGCCUCGGAAAUGUUUAAGAUGCCACUUGUCUGGAUCGACCUGGAAAUGACUGGUUUGAAUAUUGAAGUUGAUAGAAUUCUGGAGAUUGCUUGUGUGGUCACAGAUGGGAAUUUAACCAAGUCAAUUGAGGGACCCGACUUGGUUAUUCAUCAAACUAAAGAAUGUCUUGAUAAGAUGGGGGAAUGGUGUCAAGAACAUCAUGCAGAAAGUGGUUUGACGGAGAGGGUUCUUGAAAGUACAGUAAGUGAACAAGAAGCUGAAAAGCAGGUUAUCGAAUUUGUGAAGAGAUAUGUGGGCGCAUAUGUGCCUCUCAUAGCAGGAAACUCUGUCUACAUGGAUCUUCUGUUUUUAAAGAAGUAUAUGCCAGAUUUGGCUGCCCUUUUCUCCCACGUCAUCGUUGAUGUCAGCAGUAUCAAGACAUUAUGCCUGCGUUGGUACCCAAGAGACAAGAAAAAAGCUCCAAAAAAGAAGAACAAUCACAGAGCAAUGGACGAUGUCAAAGAAAGCAUAGCCGAGCUUAAGUUCUACAAGGAGCACAUAUUCAAACCCAAGUCUAGAAAGUGA
This is a messenger RNA of Striga hermonthica, 717 nucleotides long. NCBI's taxonomy places the organism in Eukaryota, Viridiplantae, Streptophyta, Magnoliopsida, Lamiales, Orobanchaceae. The record is from the annotation of a GenBank genome assembly.